Peronospora matthiolae is the source of this 558-nucleotide messenger RNA. The record is from the annotation of a GenBank genome assembly. Lineage: Eukaryota; Oomycota; Peronosporomycetes; Peronosporales; Peronosporaceae.
AUGAGCGCCAAUAACGUGCCCGUGGACUUGGCGAAUGACGAGGCGGUCUCUGCCUACAUCAAGCAAAAGAUUCGCGUGUUCCGUAACUUUCCCAAUCCUGGUGCAAACUUCAGCGACGUCACGUCCCUAUUGCUGGAUCCCGUGGCUUUUCAAGUCGUCAUUGAUGCUCUGAAACGUCGAUACAUCAACCAGCGGAUCACGCACGUGGUAAGCUGCGAGUCGAGAGGAUUUAUCUUUGGUGCUCCGUUAGCACUAGCCCUUCAAGUGGCUUUUGUGCCAGUCCGUCGCGCUCGUCGACUGCCAGGUGAUGUCGUGGGAGUAGACUACGUCUCUGGCUUCCACACCGGUCGCAUGGAAAUUCACCAGGAUGCCAUUACGAGCGGAGAUCGCGUUGUGAUUGUUGAUGAUCUCGUGGCAUCGGGCAAGACACUAAAGAUUACGGUUGAGCUUGUCGAGCAGCUCGGUGGACACGUUGUGGAGUGCGGCUGUGUGAUCGAUUCGCUGCAGUCAACGCAAUCGCUACUGAACAUCCCGCUUUACGGUCUCACUCAGAUAUGA